Molecule: messenger RNA, 3705 nt
Organism: Orycteropus afer afer
Lineage: Eukaryota; Metazoa; Chordata; Mammalia; Tubulidentata; Orycteropodidae
Gene: IRS1
Product: insulin receptor substrate 1
Exons: 1
Coding region: 1-3705 (1234 amino acids)
Biological process (GO): insulin receptor signaling pathway
Cellular component (GO): cytosol; plasma membrane
Molecular function (GO): phosphatidylinositol 3-kinase binding; insulin receptor binding
Source: RefSeq, a predicted model, not a curated record
AUGGCGAGCCCUCCGGACGACGGCUUCUCGGACGUGCGCAAGGUGGGUUACCUGCGCAAACCCAAAAGCAUGCACAAGCGCUUCUUCGUGCUGCGGGCGGCCAGCGAGGCGGGGGGCCCGGCGCGCCUCGAGUACUACGAGAACGAGAAGAAGUGGCGGCACAAGUCGAGCGCCCCCAAACGCUCGAUCCCCCUCGAGAGCUGCUUCAACAUCAACAAGCGGGCGGACUCCAAGAACAAGCACCUGGUGGCUCUCUAUACCCGGGACGAGCACUUCGCCAUCGCGGCCGACAGCGAGGCCGAGCAGGACAGCUGGUACCAGGCCCUGCUGCAGCUGCACAGCCGUGCCAAGGGGCACCACGACGGGGCCGUGGCGCCCGGCCUGGGAGGCGGCGGGGGCAGCUGCGGCGGCAGCGCCUGCCUGGGCGAGGCUGGGGAGGACCUGAGCUAUGGGGACGUGCCCCCAGGCCCUGCCUUCAAGGAGGUCUGGCAGGUGAUCCUGAAGCCCAAGGGCCUGGGGCAGACGAAGAACCUGAUCGGCAUCUACCGCCUCUGCUUGACCAGCAAGACCAUCAGCUUCGUGAAGCUCAACUCGGAGGCGGCCGCCGUGGUGCUCCAACUGAUGAACAUCCGACGCUGUGGCCACUCGGAGAACUUCUUCUUCAUCGAGGUGGGCCGCUCCGCGGUGACCGGGCCCGGGGAGUUCUGGAUGCAGGUGGAUGACUCGGUGGUGGCCCAGAACAUGCACGAGACCAUCCUGGAGGCCAUGCGGGCCAUGAGCGACGAGUUCCGCCCGCGCAGCAAGAGCCAGUCCUCCAACUGCUCCAACCCCAUCAGCGUCCCCCUGCGCAGGCACCACCUCAACAACCCGCCCCCCAGCCAGGUGGGCCUGACGCGCCGCUCGCGCACCGAGAGCAUCACUGCCACCUCCCCGGCCAGUAUGGUGGGCGGCAAGCCAGGCUCCUUCCGGGUCCGCGCUUCCAGCGAUGGCGAAGGCACCAUGUCCCGCCCGGCCUCGGUGGACGGCAGUCCCGUGAGUCCGAGCACCAACAGGACGCACGCCCACAGGCAUCGCGGCAGCUCCAGGCUGCAUCCUCCGCUCAACCACAGCCGCUCCAUCCCCAUGCCUACUUCCCGCUGCUCGCCUUCGGCCACCAGCCCGGUCAGCCUCUCGUCCAGCAGCACCAGUGGCCAUGGCUCCACCUCCGACUGCCUCUUCCCACGGCGGUCGAGUGCUUCGGUGUCCGGUUCCCCCAGCGAUGGCGGGUUUAUCUCCUCGGAUGAGUAUGGCUCCAGUCCCUGUGAUUUCCGAAGUUCCUUCCGCAGUGUCACCCCGGAUUCCCUGGGCCACACCCCACCAGCCCGCGGUGAAGAGGAGCUGAGCAACUAUAUCUGCAUGGGCAGCAAGGGGACCUCCACUCUGACCGCCCCUAAUGGCCACUACAUCUUGGCUCGGGGCGGCAAUGGCCACCGCUGCAUCCCGGGCGCUAGCUUGGGUACCAGCCCGGCACUGCCUGCCGAUGAAGCAGCCGCUACCGCGGAUCUGGAGAAUCGCUUCCGAAAGAGGACUCACUCUGCAGGCACGUCCCCCACCAUUUCCCACCAGAAGACGCCGUCUCAGUCCUCCGUGGCGUCCAUCGAGGAGUAUACCGAGAUGAUGCCCGCCUACCCACCAGGAGGGGGCAGUGGAGGCCGGCUGCCCGGCUACCGGCACUCGGCCUUCGUGCCCACGCACUCCUACCCCGAGGAGGGUCUGGAAAUGCAUUCCUUGGAGCGGCGUGGGGGCCACCACCGCCCAGACGCCUCCACCCUCCACACCGACGAUGGCUACAUGCCCAUGUCCCCCGGGGUGGCCCCAGUGCCCAGCGGCCGGAAGGGCAGCGGUGACUACAUGCCCAUGAGCCCCAAGAGUGUGUCUGCCCCACAGCAAAUCAUCAACCCCAUCAGACGCCAUCCGCAGAGAGUGGACCCCAAUGGCUACAUGAUGAUGUCCCCAAGCGGCAGCUGCUCCCCGGACAUUGCAGGGGGCCCCAACAACAGCAGUGCUACCCCUUCAGGCAGCAGCUAUGGGAAGCUGUGGACAAAUGGCGUAGGGGGCCAUCAUUCUCACCCCCUCCCUCACCCCAAACCACCUGUGGAGAGCAGUGGUGGCAAGCUCUUGCCUUGCACAGGUGACUACAUGAACAUGUCACCGGUGGGGGACUCCAACACCAGCAGCCCCUCCGACUGCUACUAUGGCCCCGAGGACCCCCAGCACAAGCCAGUCCUCUCCUACUACUCAUUGCCAAGGUCCUUUAAGCACACCCAGCGCCCUGGGGAGCCAGAGGACAGUGCCCGGCACCAGCAUCUGCGACUGUCCUCCAGCUCUAGCCGCCUUCUCUGUGCUGCCACGGCAGACGACUCUUCCUCCUCCACCAGCAGUGACAGUCUGGGAGGAGGAUACUGUGGGCCUCGACCGGAGCCUGGCCACCCGCAUCUCCACCAUCAGGUCCUGCAACCCCAUCUGCCUCGAAAGGUGGACAUGGCUGCCCAGACCAACAGCCGCCUGGCUCGGCCCACAAGGCUGUCUCUGGGGGAUCCUAAGGCCAGCACCUUGCCUCGGGCCCGCGAGCAGCCGCAGCAGCCCCUCCUGCACCCUCCGGAGCCCAAGAGCCCAGGGGAAUAUGUGAAUAUUGAAUUUGGGAGUGACCAGCCUGGCUACUUAUCUGGCCCCGUGGCUUCGCACAGCUCGCCUUCUGUCAGUUGUCCAGCCCAGCUCCAGCCAGCCCCCAGAGAGGAAGGGACCGGCACAGAGGAGUACAUGAACAUGGACCUGGGGCCAGGCCGCAGGGCGCCCUGGCAGGAGAGCGCCGGGGUGGAGAUGGGCAGAGUGGGCGCUGCGCCUCCCGGGUCUGUGAGCGUCUGCAGGCCCACGCGGGCUGUGCCCAGCAGCCGCGGUGACUACAUGACCAUGCAGAUGGGCUGUGCCCGGCAGAGCUACGUGGACACCUCGCCGGUCGCUCCUGUCAGCUAUGCUGACAUGCGGACGGGCAUUGCUACAGAGGAUGUGAGCCUUCCCGGGGCCACAGCAGCUGCUCCCUCCUCAUCGUCAGCAGCCUCUGCUUCCCCCACUGCACCUCAAGGAGCAGCUGAGCUGGCUGGCCGCCCUUCACUGCUGGGGGGCCCACAGGGACCUGGUGGCAUGAGCGCCUUCACCCGGGUGAACCUCAGCCCCAACCGUAACCAGAGUGCCAAAGUUAUCCGGGCGGACCCUCAAGGGUGCCGGAGGAGGCAUAGCUCCGAGACCUUCUCCUCGACACCCAGUGCCACCCGGGCAGGCAGCAUUGUGCCCUUCGGAGGGGGUGCUGUGGCAGGGGGCAGUGGUGGCAGCAGGAGCGGCAGUGAGGAUGUGAAGCGCCACAGUUCUGCUUCUUUUGAGAAUGUGUGGCUGAGGCCCGGGGAGCUUGGGGCAGCCCCCAAGGAGCCAGCCCAGGUGUGUGGGGCCGCUGGGGGCUUCGAGAACGGUCUUAACUACAUAGACUUGGAUUUGGUCAAGGACUUUAAACAGCGCCCUCAGGAGUGCCCCCCUCCCCCACAGCCCCCUCCCCCGCUGCCCCCUCAUCAGCCCCUUGGCAGCAGUGAGAGCAGCCUGACCAGCCGCUCCAGCGAGGACUUGAGCGCCUAUGCCAGCAUCAGUUUCCCCAAGCAGCCAGAGGAUCUCCAGUAG